Messenger RNA from Gambusia affinis (western mosquitofish), 2980 nucleotides. Its product is annotated as polycomb group RING finger protein 2-like. Gene Ontology annotation, biological process: negative regulation of transcription by RNA polymerase II. Gene Ontology annotation, cellular component: PRC1 complex. The record is from RefSeq and is a predicted model, not a curated record. Bases 961 to 1962 code for a protein of 333 amino acids. Lineage: Eukaryota; Metazoa; Chordata; Actinopteri; Cyprinodontiformes; Poeciliidae. The transcript has 9 exons. Gene Ontology annotation, molecular function: promoter-specific chromatin binding; metal ion binding.
AUUCAUUCAUGAACCGUCACUGCCAGUGGCAGUCUGCUGCAGGCACACUGUGCAAGGAUCCUCUGGCGGUUGCUUCCUGGUAAAAACAGCUGCUCUGCUCCACUGUUUCCACAUGAUUGGUCAGUAUGAUGAAUUGCUGCAAAGGCAAUGACUUCUUUAUGUGGAUAAAACAUUUUCCAGUCAGGAUUAUGAACUAAAUGUGAUUUCUAAUGCAUUAUUAUUAGGAUUGAAUUGGAUUGUUUUAAAAUUGAAUUUGACUUAAUUGAUCAAAGUGUGUGUUUUUGGAUACUGGUUGAACUUGUUGGUCUGGAAGAAAUGCAUUGAGAUGACAUUUAUUGUUAACUAAGGCUGCACAAACACACUUUAUUUAAACAAAUAAAUAACUGAAUUACUGAGAUUUUAUUGAAAUUUUUGUAAACAUUCACUUUUUGUUUUGUAUUAGUGAUGCAGCUAUCAUUUUAAUUAUCUUCUCGUAAAAACAUAGAUGAAACAAGAUCUGAAUUUUAAUUGAAACUUAUGUUAAGGGCCCUUUCAGGGUUGGGGCCCUGGACUCAUGAGGCCUGCAGGGCCUCUGGAGCAGACAAGCUGUUUUCCAUUCAGACUGGAACAAACAGAGGGCGUGGUGGAGCACAAUCGUCUCCAUUCGGCGGCGGCAAUUCGGGAGAAAGGGUUAAUAUAAAUAUAAAAACGCAAUGCACGAACUGUGAGGGAGAAAACAUCGUGCACAAAGUGAGCAGGGCCUGCAGAGGGUCCGGACUCGGCGUUCAGGCCCGAGCAGGGAGAGCAACGAGGCGACAAAAUAAAAAACCACGUGAUCCAAAAUGGGCAGUCCUCUGACGGUGCUGAAAAAAGCCAUUUUCUGGCGCCGCUGCACAAUUCUGCCCAAGUGCAAAUAAUUUCACCUGGAGUCCGGCUGGGAGCAGUGAGGGGGAACUUUGAUGUCUGAUCAGAUCUGUCCAGAUGGAUAAAAUGCAGCCGAACCGGGUCAAAAUCACAGAUCUGAACCCGCUGCUCACAUGUCCGCUGUGCGCCGGCUACCUGAUUGAUGCUACAACCAUCGUAGAGUGUCUGCACUCCUUCUGUAAAACAUGCAUUGUUGCCUUCCUUGAAACAAAUAAGUUCUGUCCUCGCUGUGACGUCCAAGUGCACAAGACAUGUCCACAGCUAAGCAUCAGAGCGGACAAAACUCUGCAAGAUAUAGUUUAUAAGCUGGUUCCAGGGCUCUUCAAAGACGAGAUGAAAAGGAGGCGAGACUUCUACGCAGAGAACCGGGAGCUGGAACCGGGCGAAGUGGUAGAAACGUUUAACAUCGCAGAAGAUGAAAUAAUCAGUCUGUCCAUACAGUUCUACGAGAGGAACCGAAGCAAUGAAAGGCAGCGAUCGGAGAUGGAAGGAGACAAGUCCAAUGGGAAACGCUUCUUGCAGUGCCCAGCAGCUAUGUCUGUCAUGCACUUAGCGAAGUUCCUCCGGAGCAAGAUGGAUAUACCAAACAACUACCGGGUGGAGGUGCUGUAUGGGGAUGAGCCAUUGAAGGACUAUUACACACUAAUGGAUAUCGCCUACUUCUACGAGUGGAGAAGAACCGGACCCAUCCCCUUGCAGUACCUGGUCAAACCCACCCGGAAACGCAGGAGGCCUUUGCAGUCCGCCGCCCAGGGCAACUCUGAUGGCGUCAACACCAGCCCGACGUCGGAGAGCGACUCUCAGAGUGACAAACUCCACAGUCCUGCCACAGUCCAGCCGCCCAGAGCUCCCUCCCAGACGAGCGCCGCUUCCCACAAUGCUUCCCCCUCCAUCCAAAGCCCCAAUGGCACCGCGGUGCCCAACAACACUCAGCGACACGCGCUGUCCUCCAAACAGGCCUCCAGCAGCCGGAAGGUGACCGUCAACGGCACGAGCCCCGGGGCCAGCAAAGAGGAGGCACGGGGUGGCGACAAAAGCGGCGCGCCUCCAACGACUUAACCCCCACGGGGCGGCGGGGGAGGACAGUGGUAUUUAAGCUGCUCCCUCUUUUUAUUUCUCCAAGUAGCCGACAGAGGCCCGAGCUUUCAUCCUUCUGGACAGGCAGGAGGCGGAUCGCCGUUAUCGUUCAGCUGGAAAGACUGACAUGCAGCCAAAUAGACUCUUGUAUGUGUGUGUUUGUGUGGUAGAGUAGAGCUGUGCACACAUACAAAACUGUACAGGAUGUAUCAAAUGUGAGCAUGUGUGCAUACAUAUGUAUAAACUUAUCUUUUAUACAAGAUAUCGUAACCGUUUUUGUAUCGUAUAUGCAGUGAGUCCGUUUCAUUUCCACAGACGUCCACUUGGCUUCCACGGCAGAAUCAUCAAAGCUUUUUGUGGUGCGAGUCACUGCAUACAGUUGGAUGUUGAAGGAAAUAAAAAAAAAAAAGACAAGCUAAUUCUCGCCUUUUUAAAGAGUUUCUCUGAAAGUGUCUGAUAUAAGCAGCGCCUCAUCAGGUAGCGUGUACAUUUAUGGAAAACCGUUGAUGCACUUUGUGAAGGUCCAGUCACAGAAGCUGGCGGGUAUUUUCUCAGCAGGAGAAUCUCCAGCCGUAUUUUCACACUCAAGUCCAAGCACUACCACACUGACGGGCAACGUGUUCGUCAGCAUGCUGUCCCUCCUCAAAGAACUGAGUGAAAAAGAAGGGAUGUUGGAAAUUUUGCCAUGUAUGUUGUUCCGUACAUUUCAACAUUCCUUUUUGUUGCUUUUCAACAGAUUCUUUUUUUUUUUUAUUUUGUUUUUUAAAUCAGCCAUAUGUGCAUGUUUUAGGUCAAUAAAAUGUUUACUAGGUUUUUUUGACCUGAGCCUCCUGUUUAAUUUCCUCUGUUCAUGACUUUCAGGGUCAUUUUCUCCAUUCAGAGGAAAUUUCUGAUUUGUAAUAUGAAUGUAAAUACUGAGUAUAAUGUAUAAAAAUUUGUCAUCCUGGGUAUGAAUAUCUAUAACAUGUUUUUUAAUGGUCCAUUUAAAACAUCUCUUUCC